This is a messenger RNA of Alligator mississippiensis (American alligator), 12106 nucleotides long. It is a transcript of the gene CEND1, whose product is annotated as cell cycle exit and neuronal differentiation 1. Lineage: Eukaryota; Metazoa; Chordata; Crocodylia; Alligatoridae. Gene Ontology annotation, biological process: radial glia guided migration of cerebellar granule cell; cerebellar granular layer maturation; cerebellum development. The transcript has 2 exons. The coding region runs from base 513 to 917 and encodes 134 amino acids. The record is from RefSeq and is a predicted model, not a curated record.
UAGGAAAGAAAAAGAUACUUGGAGUACUGACCCAGAUCCCUGCUUCCUUGGGGAAUAAUGGGGACCUAGAAGGCUGAGCUGCCCCUGCCUUAACCUCCCUAUUCACCCACCCUUAGCCCCUCCUUAGCAUCUUUCCAUCCUCCAGCCCCUCUCUCCUGAUAGGGCAGCUGCCCCCCUCUCCCCUCCCCUGCUCUCCUCAGCUUCAUGCGGUUUGCAGUGAUGCAUUGUGGGAAACUCCCAAGUUUUUUUUUUCCCCCCUCUUCCUUCCUCCCUCCCUCCUCUCUGCGGAACAUCCAGCUUCCAAGGUGCGACUUGUGCGAAGGGCCUGAGGAGAGAAGGGUCUAUAUCAUGUCCAGAUAAAAUCUAGUGCCUGAGGUGAGAAACAACCUGGGACAACGCCAUCAAGGGGUUAAGGGAUCUGUGUCCUGUGUCCUUCAUCUGGUGAGGGAAGCAUUCUGAAACCUUCCCCAAGAGCCUGCUGGUGAGGUCACUUCCUCAUAACCCUGGUAGGGAUGGAGUCCAAAGGAACCACACGCAGUGGAGGCAAAUCUGACAUCAAGGCCACCAGCACAGGGAAGCCAGAGAAACCCAAUCCUGGGCCUGCCACAAAUGCAGACAAGAAGGAGACCCCCUCCAAGGAGCAGCCCGCCCCUGUCCCCACCACCACUACAACGAAGAAGGCAGCCAGCGAGGCUGCUGUGGCAAACAACCACAGCAAUCUGAAACCUAGCUCAGCAGCCACGGAGACCCCAGAGGCCACCAGCCAGUCCUCUGACUCUGAGCAUAAGGGAGACAGCACCGAGGAGUCCCCAGGCAGCAUCUUCGACAAUAUGAAGCCCUUGAUCGUCGUUGGAGGGGUGGCAGUGGCUGCUAUCGCUGUGAUUCUGGGUGUGGUGUUCCUAGCCCGGAAAAAAUGAAGACCAAGAAAGGGUGGGGGAGAGGAACCGUAUCAAUUGUACAGCUCUUUUUGAGAAAAAUGCAUGCAGUAAAUUCUAUACAUAUCUAUACUUAUAUCUAUAGAGAGAGAGCUAGAUAGGCAAUUACAACACCACCACCAACUCCAAAAGGCUUGCUCAAGACAGAUGUGCCCGUUCAACCUAAGUGUGGGAUCACCAUGCACUCAAUGUGUUCUCUCAUGUAAUAGAAAUUGGCUUGUACCACUGUGUAUUGAUUACAGCUUCUCCUGAUCAGUGUAAAUGAUGGUGUCCCCUCCCCGCCCUGCUGUCCUCUCCAGAAGAGUCCUCACUUUCCCCAUUUUCAAGUCUACAUCCCAUCCAAAGUCCUCACUUUAGUAUUUGGUUUUUUCGGUAGAGUUGUGGUAGAGGAGAUGAUGAAAGGAAGGGGAAUAGUACUGAGACCCAGUUCAUUCAUUAUUGUGGUAUAUUGUUAAUAUAGCACUCCAGGUGUAUGUUGGAUAAGAGGAGGCAGCCCCUUGCUCAGACAGCUUAUAGUGAUAUCUAAUGGGUACACUGUGCAUCUAAUGCUCAUCGACCUACCUUAAAAGAAAAACCAAGCAAAGUAACAAAAGUAUACCAUAGCCACAGGCUGAGAUCCCAACAGGACAUAGAGGCUUGUGGAUCUCAUGGAAAGAAGGCACCCUUUCUCUGCCUGAGAUGCAAACCAGGGCCAGGAGCAGCUACCAUGAAGCUCAAGGGGCCAGUGUGAUCCACUGAGAUCUACAGUGUAGGCUGCAGUCCACGGAGACCACAUGCAAAGCUGGAAGCCCCACUCUAUCUUUAGUCAUACAAAGGACAAUUUCAUGCCUUCAGGACCCCAACAAUUUGUCAACUCAGAGAAGGUUAUAAGGGCAAAGUUUGGGCAGUCCCUCUCAAGAGAAUGAGGGGGGAGAUAUUGUUUAGGCCACAGCAUUUGACAAACUUGAGCUGGCCUUAGUAGACCUUUAAGGACUUGCACCAAAUCCCUCUGUAGUCAUCCAGAGUCUUUCCAUUAAUUUUGGUGGGUUUUGGAUCAGGCUCUUUAUUCUAGGGCUUUUCCAAAAAAGGCUGACCUUUCCCCAUCAGUUAAGAAUGUUAAAGAAAAGGAAGACAACCAACACCUGGCUUUCAGGGCAAGUGGCACAAAAUAACAUGGCCUUUUUAUGUCAGGAAAACCAUAUGCCUGAGUGGUAAAAACAGAUUUGUUCUAGAAAAGAUUUUGCUUCUUUCUUUCUUAAAUUUACCAGGAAAAUAUGAGACAUCCAUGGUUUGAAAAUGGAAACAAUUUCCCAAUGAUCAGGUGCAGAACAGCUUGGUUUUGUUAUUGAGGAACCCGAAAUCUAAAAAUCAGACUGUAAGGAAGGGAGGAAUGAAGAAAGGGUGUUGAGAGAGUGGUGGCUUGAUUUAACACAUUCACUCAUGUCCUUCUUGUGACAUGGAGAGCACUGGCCAUACACAGUUAUUCUGAGGGCUGAGUGACCUUUUCAAAUCAACAGCAUCCAUGAGGAGCCACAUUUCCUGCUGCUCUUGCCAGAAUCUGUAAAUGAUUUUUUUGCCAAGGUGUUGUUCUUAAAAGGGGUCAGAAUAGAAUGACAUAGAAUUGCUGGAGCAUGACAGUGAUACCUGCUCUUCCAUGAGUCUGCUAACUAUGAGUAUUAUGCCAGUUUUGCAGAUGGCACACAAUAACCAGAGAAAAUGGGUUAAAUUCAGUAGGGAGGCAUGUAAGGUAUAUAUCUGCAAGGGACCCCUAGUAUAAGGAAGUCUAUGUGGUUAUAAGGAGGAUGUGAAGGCACAAAAGUCUGCCAAAAUUCUUAGUUCCUUGCAUUAUCCUCUGAAAUAUCUAGUGUAACCACUAUGAGACUAGAUGGUCCAUGUGUAUGGUCCAGUCAGGCAAUUCAUAUGUUUCUGACCCAGUUUCCCUAGAAACACCUCUGAAUUCAGCCUGCUAAAUACCCGGGGCUCACUUAAACUAAACGUUUCAGCACAGCUUCUUUACAAAUUCCUUUGUCUUCCUACCAGGGCCAGCAUUUAAGAUAGUCUCUACCCUGCAAUUGCAGGAUGCCUAAAGCUGGGCAAGGGUCCAUGUUGUGUUAGGCUCAUGUUCUUAUAAUGGUUGUCUCAUAAAAAAUAAGUGCCCAAAACUAAACCUUUGCAUGGACACCCUGCCCCUCAGUGAACCUCAUUUUUCACCUCUGCUGCUCAACAGGACUCCCAAAAUAUUCCCAGGUGUCUACAACCUCCAUCAGUGUAAAAGGUUAUCUCUUAAUGCCCAAAUGGUUGUGUAUUUCUGAGUUUUUAACUUACAUAUAUGUAUAUAUUUGUUCUUUUCCAGUGCACAGACUGAUGCAAUAUAGUCAGGAUUGCGAUGCUGAUGAAGUCAGUGCUAACAGCUGCCAUGUUUAAAGUCGGUGGGCGUGCUAGCACACUUUCUCUUAUGUUGUUAUUUCCCACUUUAAAUAUUUACUUUGUAAACCACUCCCUUCUUUAAUGUUACAUGAGAAGCCUAUGAGAAAGCCAUAGUAAGAAUAUACUAGCUAUACCAUAGGAGGACUCCUUAUUAAUAUCAAGCCUUGUUGUUAUUGACUGCUUGUUUCUUGAAUAGCAUUUCCUUGCUAUUUUUUCUCCAUGAUGUGUUGCAGGUGCUCAGAUGUUAAAUUAUUACUGUGAAGCUGGGGAGGGCAAAAAAAUGAAAAUGGAGAAGGAGACUCAGUAGCAAGCACCAAAUAGACACAUUUGAGAUGGUGAAGAGCUAGUAACAAUUAUCUAGUCUGUCCACACAGUCUGUGGACUUGUAGUGUUGAUAAAGCUGAAAGAUUUCUAGUUUCAAAUGGAAAUGACCUCUUCAAGAGGUACAUUCCUCUCUGUUAUUCUCCCAUUUGGUUAUAACGUGCAUUUACCAGCAGAGAGGGUGUGGAAAGACUCAUAGAUUUCCCACUCCCUGCUUUGACCUUCCAAGGCAGACAAAGAAACAUCAGAUGUUUCCUGAGAGCCUCUCUUUUGAUUUUUUCUUUUUUCUUUUUAAACGUGUGCUUAAUUUGGCUGGAAUAGUCUUGGGAAAACCAAGGGAGGAAAUGUUGUAAGAUGAGAUGGGCCUGAGCCACAAAUUUUCCAUCCACAUUUGAACAGGUUUCCAAAACGUUCAAAGGCAAGAUUUGGAUCCAGGUCUUUCCGUAGUGCUAGAGCAGUAAGUUGAUCUUGAAAAAGGAUGGGGAGAUAAUUGAAACAUAGGAGAUGGUGAUGGGGGUGGGACUACAGCUUAUCGUCUUAAAAAAAACCCUUGCCUUGCAGUGGUAUAAUAGCUUAUGUCUAUAAGGGAAUCAUUCACUUAAUGGCAUUGCUGGACACUGUUCUCCACUGUCAAGAAUCAUUCUGCAGAACCCAGGCCUUUUGCUAUUACGAAACACCUAUAUUUUCUGUGGAUAUGUAUACACCCCCUGCCCUCUUCAAGUAUGCUGCAUAUAUAUGUAUAUGUAUGUAUAUUUGUGUAUAUACAUAUAUAUAUAUUAUUGCUGGAUUGGUAAAGCCCCAAUGACGCAUAUUCUUUUUCUUUAAAAAAUGUGAAUAUCCUUUAUUUGUUCACUGCAUUCAAACAAAGUGUCCAUGUUCUCACUCUUUCUCCCUCCUCCUCCCCUCCCCCCCCUUCUUUGGUAUGAUUCAUAUUUCUGCCAUGAAGGACCCCAAAAUAUUUUUUGAUCAUGGUUUCUUGCCACUAAAAGAAUAUGUAGCUAACAAACCGUUGAAUGUACAGUACCCCCAUUGCUCUAGAACAGUGGUUCUCAACCUAUUUCCCAUAGUGGACCACACUUGCAGCUCAACAUGUUUCAUGGGCCGCACCUACACAACUUACUUCCUGUGUAUCCAUUUUAAAUAUGUUUUCAUAGGAUGUCAUAUGGGCCACAGCAAUGUGCUGAUUGGGCUGCAUGCAGCCUGCGGACCACAGGUUGAGAACCACCGCUCUAGAAGCUGAAAAUGACUACACCUUCCCUCCACAAAGGAGCCACUUGUGUGACUCACUUUGAAAAAGGUGUUUCCUCUUUUAGAAUAUUUUGGAAUGUACUGUAAUGUAUCAUAGUGCUUAUAAGAGUGUAGAACUAGUGUUGAUUUGAGUCAGAUAUAUCACAAGUAGGUGCCAUGCAGGCUUCUAAACACACAGCUGUGCCAAUGCAUUCUUGUCCUCGCUUUGAACUACCCGUCUUUAGGAAAUGUCGUCUGCUAUGUCUUAUUGUGCCAGGCUGUUUGGUGGUUUCAUGUAGGAGCAAAUCCAGUGAGAACUAGACUGAGAAGAGCAAGUUCAUUUCUCUAGGAAACUGGAGACAGACUGAAACUCAAGUUGUUGAGAAGUGAAAGGCGAAUGAAUGAACUUGCUAUGCUAAAUAAUUAGUUGUCCUGUACUGCAGCAGCACUGAUGAUCACAUGCCGUUGUUUGCUUGAUGUUAUUUUUGUGUUGUGUUUGUAAUAUGAGGUCCUUAUAGUGAGGAGUAUGGAUUAAAGCUCAAAACUGAUAAGAUUCUGUGCUUGGGAUUUGAAGGGAUCUAGAUUGCUAGUUUACUCAUUUGAUUACGUUUAUAUAUUAGAAAUCUAAGAAACUAAUUAUACCAACUUUGCAGUAAAAAAUUCAGCAUUCAUUAAAACUUAAUAACCAGUUAUGAUCUGGUCUGUGUUGUAGGCACCACACCUUUCCGCUUAAUGCAAGGUCGUGGUUUUUAUCUCCUGGAUCAUUUAGUUUUCCCUCUCCAGCUGAAAUUGAACAUUUUUUCUUCCUCUUCCCAUUGACUUAAAUGUCCUUUGGAUCAUUUCCUUUACUCUUAACAGAUUUGCUGUGAGCUGGAGUCAAAUGUAGGAGCCCACGGGGUACUGUGACCAGUGGUGGCCUUAGAGGGGAGCAAAGUGGUUGACCGCAACCACACUUUAGAGGGCCCCAAAAUUUUGCAACAAAUGUCUGGCUUGCUUAUAGAUCAUCAAAAUUAAGCCUCUAAGGCAGGUUAAAUGACUCUUUUGCCCAGGGCCCCAACAACCUUAAGGCUGCCACUGCUGUGACAAUAUAUUUUCAGCGUGGCAUGAAUACAUUCUAUUAGGUGCUUUCUCCCUCAUUUAGGCCUUGCUUCACUAAAACACUUAAAAACAUGCUUAACUUCCUAAGUUAAUUCCAUUGAUAUCAGUGUUAAUAUUAGCCAUGAGCUUAAAGUCUUUGUUGAAGCAAGGCUUGAGGGGCAUCAUCAAGAAACCAGUGAAGUCCAGGGGAGUCUUUCCAUUGAUUUCAGUAAGUUGUAGAUGUAGUUCUAGAUCUAGGUUUGAUAACCAGUAUACAACUGUAGGUCACUCUAUAGCUGAAAACUAAAGCAGUAGCCCACAUUUAUUGUGAGAUCCCUGAAAAUAUUCUGUUCCUUCUGCUAGCCGGGAAGGAGGUCUUAUCUGGGUAUCAGCUAACAAAUUCCAUGCUUACAUCUAUGCCAGUAUUUUAACUGAUGCUUGUCUAACAAUAUAAUAAACUAAGAAACUAGAGCUGAUACAAAAAGAAGGGAAAAUUUCUUUCCCCUUAUUUCUGAAAAGUAAUUUAAAUUUAAAAAAAAAUGUUGGCCAGCUCUAUAGAUGGUUAGAAAGCAAUUAUGAGGUUUUGACAUACUUUUUCCCCUUUUUUACAUUUAGAAACUUUGCUGAACAGUUAAAAUAUUAAAAGUUUCUACCUGUUUUAUAAGAAAAUUCAUGUUAAGGUUUUCUGUAAGGGAAUAUCAGCAACAAUGGGGAUUAAAAAUAGAGAAAAAGUACCCAGCACCAUUCUUUUAACCUACCACACGAACUAAACUUUGGCAGAGUACUCUGGUUUGGUCUAUUAAUUUUUUAUCAUCUGUCCAUUCAUUUUUUGUUUCUUCUGAAGUGAAUAUGAGGAUUAAUACUUACUUCUAAACUGAACAAGUUACACUUUGGUAAUUUCUUUGCAAUGUAUGUUCUCAUUACCCUUAUUUGGUUGUUAAGGGUACAGUUUAAAAACCAUAACCUUAAAAAAUUCUCAGAUUUAACUGCAUAAGCAUAAUAAAGAGAUGAAGAGAGACUGCAAGAUUACCAGCUAAGGACAGCAUAUUGAGAAGAUCUUUUUGAGGAUCCUGUUUCUGUCCUUAUGAUGUGCCAUGAAAAUAUGCUAUGAGAAAUUAAAGCCUAAUCAAUCCAUUUUGUGAUUCACUGGUUUCUAAAUCAGGUAAUCAAGGGGCAAAUUCUAGUAGCUUUAUCCAGGCCAAGAGCACUUUUCUCUACAGGUAAUCUUGUUUGCACAGGAAUACAGGAUGAGAAGGGACCUCCUACAUCCCCAAAACCAGAAUUUUGCUAUGGCAGGCAACCAUUUCCAUCUCAUCUUGUUCAUUGAUUUACCAAGUUCCACUUUAGGAGUCACAUGCUCCUCAGUGUGAGGAGUGGUUGCAUCUGGCAUAAAUGACCAAAAUUAUAUAUCAAAAUUAAAAUGGGAGGGUAAGUCAUGAAGCUGGGGCUGAACUGAAUAGAAUUGCCUGGGAUUUAGACCACUGGAGUUUGGUUCUCAUGGUGAAAUGCACUUAUGCUGAGGAUUUGUGCUAAACUCUGUAUAUCUCAUAUCCCACAAUUCCCCACCUGAAAAGUGAGGAAGGCCUUUGUGUUGAGUCAUCCCAAGGGAUGACGAGGACGAAUGGUCACAAACUACUACAAGAUCGUUUCAGGCUGGACAUAAGGAAGAAUUUCUUUACUGUCCGAGCCCCCAAGGUCUGGAACAGCCUGCCACCGGAGGUUGUUCAAGCGCCUUCAUUGAUGAAACUGGGUGCUUAUCUUGCUGGGAUCCUAUGACCCCAGCUGACUUCCUGCCCUUUGGGCGGGGGGCUGGACUCGAUGAUCUUCCGAGGUCCCUUCCAGCCCUAAUGUCUAUGAAAUCUAUGAGUUAAAUUCACUCUUAAGGAAUAACAAAUAGAAACAUUAGGUCUGCAUCUUUCAAAUUGUCCUCAUGUGCAGCACUCACUCAUUUCAUAUUCUAUCUGCUGAGGAUAACUGAUCCCAUGGACCUCCCAGGAGGCCAUAAGUAGAGAAUGUGAAGAGUAUGCUUCCAGAACUAUACAUCAAAUAUUACUGCUUCAUUUACACCUGCUGGGUUACUCCUUCCUGAAAUCAUACAUCUAUAUUUUGAAAAAAUCUCCAUAAGCAAUCUGAAACCUUAGACUGGAAUUACUUUUCUUGGCCUAUCAACUUUAAAAACUCUUCCUCCCCAGUUCUGAGUCAAUCUUUUUUUAAGCAAAUACUGAUUUAAUACUGUUAAGAGCACAUUAAUUUUCUUUCCUCGUCAUGGAGCAUAAACUGGGAAACCUUAGUUCUUGUGUUUUGCUUGUGGCAGAUGACAAGGUAACAUUUAAUCUUGACAUAUCAAGCAGGUUAUUGUUCCUUUCAGAGGGCUAGGUUGAUACUUUUGAAUUCAGGGGUACUAGUCAUGAUGCAAAGUACUGUUCAACAUAAGGAGAUUGCAGUCUGACUUGGAGACAGCCCAGGAAAGGCCACGUGUGUCAUUCCAUCUAAUGCCUUGACUGGACUGCUUGAUACAUCAUUUCCAUUCCUCAUUUGCCAUGCCAAAGAGUCUUUAAUUAUCUCUAAUGAUGGAGCUUUGAGCCUCUGCCCUCGAGAAACUAUUUUCACUGCACAGUAGCUCUAACAGUUAAGAACUUUUUCCUCCUUUGUUUCAGGUCAUUGCUCCUUUUCCAGCAGUCCUCUGGGAAUAAAUUGGUCACAGCCUAAGGAAGGUGUGGGAUCUUUUGCACUGGUAAUUUUCAAGAGGAGACAGGAUAACCAACUGUCUGGAUGUACCUAUGUUGAAAGGGUUUUUGUCAGUGAACUUUGAGGGCUCUUUCAACCGUACAAUUGCUGACUGACUACCAUUAAUUACAAGAUAGUCAUAGACCAUGACCAAAUUCCCUCUUAUUUCCCCAUAUCUCUCUUCUGCAUUACACACACAUGAUACUCAACUGGAAUAAAAUGGCAGAGCUCCCUGAUGUCAGUGGAGUUACCUUGAUAUACACUACCUGUACAGGUCUUUUCUUAUCCUUGGUGGCUUGUUCUCCAACUUUUGAAACAUUUGUCUCUUGCCGUGUCUUCUCACUUUCCUGUUAUGUUCUUAGGUAGCUUUCCAGGUGCGGUUCCCCCAGGGCUCUAUGGAUUCUUGUGCUCCUCACAAAUGCAGAGGCAGAUUUUUUUUUUACAGUCCUCCCAAAGACAAGCCAAAGUUAAGCUGACAGAUAUACAUAAGUGUCUUGAUGGCACAAGGGGGGCAUGCACAAGCUUUUCAUCAGCUAUUGGUACUAGAGGUCACUUGUAAGUAUUAAGGCCCUAGCUUGUGAGCUGCUGCAUACCUUUUACUCCCAUUAAAAUCAACAGAAUUUGGGAACAUGAAGCACCUUACACUAUUAAGAUAGUAGUUUGAGUCUCAUUCUUGUCCUCACAAUUGCAUGUCAGGAAACCAUGGGAUAACUAUCAGGCUCUGCUCCACCACCCAAAUUCCCCCACUCAAAUACUAGGGAUUGCAGACCAGGACUGAGGUCUUCUGGCAAAGCUGUGUGAGGGAUGCUGGCACAAUUCCUGCCUGUACUGCUCAUGCCACCAUUGCUCAUGCCAGCACUAUUGGUUCUUGAGCACAAAGAGGCCAGAUUCCUGGUCUCAGUUCCCCAUUCCAGGCUUGGAAAAUCAGCUAAUGUGAAUGGACCAUGCUGCCCCUGGCCUUCCCAAAACAUAACAUAUUUGAGGUCAGUGCAUCAGUUUGGCUCAGAAAAGUCUGACACACAAAGCGUUUUUAUCAUAUCUUUUAUUACACCCAGUGUAUAAAACUGUGGGGGCCAACAUUUUUUGGCAAGCAUGCCAUGAGAUAAGCCCCACACCCUCUCCAAGUGUCCCUCCAAUCCCCUUCCCUUGCCCAAUCUGCCCUCUGCUUUUUGCUCCCUGCCUGAUCUGCCCCUGUGUUCCCUGCUCCUUCCCCAUUCUGCUGUGUGCCACAAACAAUCUGCAUAUGCCACUUGUGGCAUGCAUGCUACAGGUUGGCUACCCCAAUGUAAAAGAUAUCCAAUGUUUUGUGAUGUGCAAUGAAAAAUAUCACAGAAAAAAAUAAUAAGAGACUGGACAGUCACCUCGCUGGGGUCACUUGACCUCAGUUGUCUUUUCUUGCCUAGCGCAGGGGGACCCAAUGAUCUACAAGGUCCCUUCCAGCCCCUAACAAUCUAUGAAUCUAUGAAUAAAAACGUUUUUGUGUUCAUUUCCUGGUCCACGACUACAACAGUUCUCCAAUUCUGCUCAGAAAAGUUUGCCAGCUUCAUUUUCUUUCUGGCAGCUGCUCAGAUCAUAUUGUCCUAUAGGGCUGUUGAACUGCAAAUUCUCUUCGAGUUGCAAAUUCAUACGCUCUUGCAACAACUUUCUCAGUCAGGUGACUCUCCAAAUGGGCAAAAGAUUUGGAAGAUUAUAGUCCCUGGUUUUAUCUAUUCCAUGGUUUGGGUUCCUCCAUGACUACCACAUUGUCAUAUGUUUUUUUAAAACCUCCACGCUCUGCAAAUGCUGUAGUUGACUCACCUGACACUUGAUGAUGGUGAACCUGCUAAACUGAAGUGUGGAAGAGGAGGGUCUCCUCUUCCACACUGCUUUUUCCAGACAAAAUAGAUCUGGCCUUGAUGACAAUACAGAAUUAGGAUUGCAUAAGAGUUUGGCUCAACCACAUUUUCAUACACUCUCCUAGCUCCCAUUUACUCUACAUAGACUCUGCCUUCCUGGCUUCCCACCCAGAAAUCUACAAUCUUCCUCGCAAAGCUGCCUUCCUAUACUACUCUGCCUCAGUUUCUUGUGGCUGUAUCUGGCCCAUUUAUAACUCUGGGUCAAGAUCCCAGGAAUAAAAAAUCCUUUCUUGGUCUCCCCCUGCAUGCUGCUAGUACAGUGCGAUAAUGCCUUGCCAUGAGACAGAAAUGUUUAUUUUAGUCUACAGUCAUCAAGGCCUUAGUCAUACACCAGAUUCUGCCACUGUAUCUUCAAGCAGUCCCAAGUGUCUGAGGCAGUUCAGCAAAAACAAGGAAUUCAUGAUAUUUUCCUAAUUCCUGUCUAUAAAAAAAAAAUCUGUAUUAAGUUUUGAGUGGCUCCUGUUAAUCCUGGCACCCUUCCCUGAAUAGAACCUGUGUAAGGAAUCCUUAAAAGGGCAAUCCUAGACCUUCCACAUAAACCAACUAUCUUCUAGUGAUAGGUGUAAGUUCUUUAUGCACUAUUAGAGGAACUAAAAUGUAGAAAAGGAACCUGAUGGUCAGAUAACAGGGCUUUUCUAUUAUUAUUAUUCUAUAAUACUUACAGGCCUGAUCCAUAGCAUACUGAAGUCAAUGGAAAGACUCAAGCACGUUACUAGGUGAAGCCAUAUGACUGUAUAGAAUGGGCUGAGGAGAGCAGGCGUCUUUCCAUUGACUUCAAAGAACUUUGAAUUGGGCCCUAAAAGUUUUUUCCAACAAAUAGUCAUUAUCAGAAUGACACCUUGAUUUUCCCCCUAAAUAAACAGAUCUGCUUGCCACUUACACAUAAUUUACCUGUGUUUAACAUACAGGUUUGAUUUUUUGCUUUUGGAAACAAUGUGCUGCUGGAUACAUUUUUCUGGGAGGAAAUGGACACCUACCUACACACAAAGCUAUAUAGCUAAUUUAUACCUUGUUGAAUUUAUAAUCUUGUCUAUGCUUCUAUGGACACUUUGUAUGGGCUGCAGCUCAAAUCCUAAAAUAGUAAAGAAUUUUUCCUUUCCCAUAUAGUAUUCUAUUUACUUUGACUUUAAAAAAGCGUAUAAAUGCAAUAAUGCAGGUAGACUAGAAAUACUAGAUUGAAAACUAAAGUAGUUUAGCUUGUCCCAUUGUGACUUACAGUGUUGUAUGACACCCAACGCUGUAUCCUAGCAUUCUCAAGGCUUCCUAUGUAGCUGAAUCUAGUAUUAGCUUUGAAACCCAUUGUGUGAAUGGCGGGUGGGUGGAUUGGAAAUGUGUACUCUAGACACACUGUAUGUUACUCACAUCAGAAGCUGUAUGGCCACUCCAUAUGCUGUGAAACUGUAAAUGAUUCCCAAUACACCUGUAACUCUUAUCAGGAUUGUGUGAAAUAAACUAUAUAUAUAUAUAUAUAUAUAUAUAUACACAUAUAUAUAUAUAUUGUAUAAUUCGUAAAGCGAG